AUGGAACUUGAGGUCCUUGAACGAAAAAAGAAAAAGGUCCCUCUUCGGAACCGCGAGUCGGAACCGAUGAACCACAUCGGCCGAAGCCCUUCCCCAACCGCUCUCGUGACCAUCACUGGCACCGCCGCCACCUUACUGGCAGCCGCAAACCAUGAACGGAUUAAAAGUGCCAUCGUGAUCCCCCCCGCUCCUAGCCUGAGCCUCAAGGCCUCAACGCGGCGCGCCGUCUGA
This is a messenger RNA of Colletotrichum lupini, 231 nucleotides long. RefSeq lists its product as uncharacterized. NCBI's taxonomy places the organism in Eukaryota, Fungi, Ascomycota, Sordariomycetes, Glomerellales, Glomerellaceae. The record is from RefSeq and is a predicted model, not a curated record. The transcript has a single exon. The coding region runs from base 1 to 231 and encodes 76 amino acids.